UACGCCCAAUUGUUGCAGGUAAUGCAAAGGAGUGUGAGUGCGCCGCUGAAGAUGUGCAUGCAGAGAACAAGCGCAAACAAAAGCUUCUCUGUGAAACGAGAAAAACAAGUAGUACGUACCACCCCGAACCAUGCUGAACUAGACAGAGUUAUACAGAUCAAAAUUGAGUGAAGAAGACAUAUUGGAUUUGAUGUACAUGGUUCACUGCGAAAACAAUUGUACAUAUCACUUUUGGUAAGGGCAUCCACUCAGUAUCCAAGUAACAACUUUUAAAAGAGUAUAUCUAAAAUGUCGGCAGGGGGGAGAUACCCGGAACAGGACAACUAUCGCCCUCGAAGCCGGGAAAGGGGUGAGAGGGAUCCUCAUCGGGACAGGGACCGGGAAAACCGCCCUAAGAAAGAGAGAGGAGAUGGCAGGGGACAGAGGGACAGAGACCGGAAAAGGGAGAGGCACUCGAGAGACCAGUAUGAUGACAAGAGAGACCAGUAUUCUCGGGAUCAGCGACACAAUAGAGAACCCCCAUAUCCCACAGCCCCCCCUGAUUACAGUGAGACCUCCUUCAAAGAAAACCAGCCUGUUCACCACCGCGAGGAGAGAUAUGAUGAAACAUCCUCAGUAUCGUAUGGAUCCCCCAGGAAUGGGCUCCCCCCUGAACAAAUGGAUUUUUACGAACCAGGACCUGGUCUUUUGGAAUGCUACCAGUGCAGAUAUCUUUGUACCGGAAGAGCUCUGUGCCAGGUUUUGGAAGUCCUGCUGAACCUGCUGUUAGUGAUCUGUGCUGGGGUGUCGUUUAACGCAUCAGAGACAUAUAAAGACUAUGGCAGCUUGGGCGGUAUUUACGCGUACUACUUUGGAGGAGCCAAUACCUUUACUGGAGCAGAGGCGGAGAAGGUAAAAAAGCUGGACACCCAAUUCUACCAGCUGAAACUUCCAAUCGCCACGGCUACCAUGGCUUUCGGAGGUGCUCUCAUGGGCUACGCCUGUCUGAUGCUUCUCCUGGGCCUGCUGCGCGUUCCUUUUCGCUGGCCUGUGAUCCUGCUCGUCGAAUGUGUGCUGGGUGUCCUAAUUGGACUGGGUUACGUACCAGCAAUGGCUUUCCAUUUCAUAAAGCUGCAGGAGGCUUACAACUCUCAGAUCUGCAAGGACAGAAAUGAGAUGUAUGCUAGCAAAGGAUACCAAGGCUUCUCCUGCGGUCUCAACGGGGCGGAAAUCGCCAGUGGCCUGUUUGGGGUCCUUGGAGUCCUAGCAUUCCCCUUUAGUGCCUGGCUCGCUGUCCGAGCUUUCAGGAGGGUGCGUGAGCUAAAGAAGCAGCCUCAAGAUGGGCAUGGCUUUUAGAGGAUUCCUUUCACCCACUGCCAAGGAAUUUGUUUUACAUAGAACUACACUGGGGACAAACAAGACAUAGGAAUGUAGCUUGAAAGUGUCUAGUGGAGCUAAGAUUGAAACUUGGAUGGUCGUGGAUGACUUUGCAGUGCAAGUCUAAUUUUAUCCCUGGAACCAUGGAUUAAAACCCCCCUUGGUCCUUUUGUGUCAUUCCACUCAAUGAUUUUGUUCUAAUCUACAGUUCAUUUUUGGUGACAUUCUAACAUUAAUUUGACAUGGUUUACAUGAGAUAUGUGACACCACUCAUCUUUAUUUUAAUUUCUGGAUGUGUUGUACAAUAAAACUACUUGUUUUAUUAAGGCCAUAACUUUUGAGUACUUUGUAAAGCUAUAGCGAUGACAUAUAUACAGUGUAUUUUACCACAGUGUACUGUGAAUAAAACAGGUGUAUAUCCAGUAGUUCAGCUUUAGCAUUAGGAAUGUUGUUUUUUUGGGGUUUUUUUUUAAGCCUUUUAUUUGAAGAUAAUUUUAUGUUAUGGAAUGUGAUUGUAAACCUGCAACAUCCCACACUUGUUCAGUUUAACACUAAAAUAUAAUUUCUUGAUUAUUAGUUUAGUAUAUUUGUCCACAGUAUAGCUUUGUAUGUGGGUCCUUUUCCUAUAAUGUACAGUGAAAUCUAUAUUUUCUAUACACUCUGAGACUAUUGCUCAAGUUAUCCUAGUUUUCAGAUUUCAAGAACAUCAGUACAGAAUACCAAUGUGCAAUUUUCCAUAUGUGACAAUUCAGCAUUGUAGAGUUUACAAAGGGUGCAGGUUGUUCAAAAUGAAGUGUAACACUGGUGAAAUCCUCUUGUGAAAAAUAGUUGUUUAACCUUUUUAACUUUUUAACAAAAAUGUUGUCAUCUACUUUCUUUUUAUGCAAUAGCAAAUACUUCUCUCGACGUGUAAUGUUCAAGAAGUCAAGCUUUUAUUUAAUGUCAGGAUAUUAAAAAAAAUAAAUAGCA
Polyodon spathula (Mississippi paddlefish) is the source of this 2325-nucleotide messenger RNA. RefSeq names its product MARVEL domain containing 3 (gene marveld3). The transcript is spliced from 4 exons. The coding region runs from base 289 to 1335 and encodes 348 amino acids. Lineage: Eukaryota; Metazoa; Chordata; Actinopteri; Acipenseriformes; Polyodontidae. The record is from RefSeq and is a predicted model, not a curated record. Gene Ontology annotation, cellular component: membrane.